Messenger RNA from Lycium ferocissimum, 1694 nucleotides. RefSeq names its product patatin-like protein 3. The transcript is spliced from 6 exons. Gene Ontology annotation, biological process: lipid metabolic process. The record is from RefSeq and is a predicted model, not a curated record. The coding region runs from base 48 to 1109 and encodes 353 amino acids. Gene Ontology annotation, molecular function: monoacylglycerol lipase activity; glycerophospholipase activity. Lineage: Eukaryota; Viridiplantae; Streptophyta; Magnoliopsida; Solanales; Solanaceae.
CAAUUAUAAAUAUAAAAAACACAUAGGAUAGCACUUUGUUAUAUAUAAUGGGGAGGUUAACUUUCUUAGGUGCACUAACACUGUUAGUGACCCUUCAAGUUUUGCAAUCUGGAAGAAGUGUUUGUGGUGGUAGCAAUGGAAAGAAAUUGGUGACAGUGUUGAGCAUUGAUGGAGGUGGAAUUAGAGGCAUUAUUCCUGGAACCCUUCUUGCCUUUCUUGAAUCCAAGCUCCAGAAGCUUGAUGGACCAAAUGCAAGAAUUGCAGAUUAUUUUGAUGUAAUUGCGGGAACAAGCACAGGUGGAUUAAUAACCAGUAUGCUCGCAGCUCCAAACAGGGAUAAUCGCCCUUUAUAUGCAGCAAAAGAUAUCUCCAGCUUCUACAUGGAGCACUGCCCUCACAUCUUUCCUCAAAGACGGCGCAACAGCUUCGUGAAUAAGAUUGCAAAUUUCUUUGGGGGACCAAAGUAUGAUGGCAAGUACUUGAGAUUAUUAGUUGAUUCAAUAUUAGGCAACCUCACUAUAAAGCAGAUGUUAACUCAUACAGUCAUUCCAGCUUUUGAUAUCAAGCGCUUUCAACCCAUUAUCUUCACUACUGUUGAUGCCAAAGCGAAUGUCUCAAAGGAUGCUCUAUUGUCCGACAUUUGCCUCAGUACAUCUGCAGCCCCCACCUACUUCCCGAUACACUAUUUCGAGACUAGGGAUGCUGCAGGGAGACCACACACAUUUGAUCUUAUUGAUGGAGCUGUAGCUGCAAAUAAUCCAACCCUGAUGGCAAUCACACACAUUUCAAAAGAAAUAAUGAUGAGAAACUAUCAGUAUGAGGACAUGGAAACAAUGGACAACAAGAAAAUGUUGGUUCUAUCAUUAGGCACAGGUAUUGGCAAGCACCACGGGAAGUAUAACGCAGUGUCGGCUUCAAAGUGGGGUUCACUUGGUUGGAUAUACAACAAUGGUGACACUCCAAUAAUAGAUGUUUUUAGCGAUGCAAGUGCUGAUAUGGUGGACAUACAUGUUUCAACAAUGUUUCAAACCCUUCGCAAUGAAAAGAAUUACCUCAGGAUUCAGGCAAACAUUUUAAGAGAGCCUUCUUACAUAACUCAUUCUCUCUAGUCCACAAAUACCUUCUACAGAUACUUUCCACCUGCUUGAUGAUCUUCUUGGGUAAGAUGAAUAUUUUACACCAGAAUGUUUGCAGUGCAAAUAAGAUGCUUUUGAUAAGCUGGAGCCUACCAUCAUAUGACAGAAAUUUAGCUGUCCAAGAUGUGAUUCUCCCCACCAUCCUCUCUACUAGAGGCUAACACUGAAUCAAAGAAAUCCUCUUGUGCUUAAAGGUACCCUCAAGUACCUAACUGGUAUUGACCCCUGCGGGAUACCAAGUAAUUUAAGUAUUAGGUUCUGUUCCUCUACUGGAACUCCUCCAAAGAAAAUUGAGCUUUUAUAGGCUUGUUUAAUGUUAGGCUAGAGGCAUGAGAAAAGUGUUGAAAAAAAGCAAAUAGUAGGUUCACUGACACUAGAACUCCUCUACAGAACAAAAGCAGAUCACUUAUGCCCUUUCUCAACACAUUUCUUUAGACAAAGAUUUCAUUUUUCCCUAUUUUCAGAUGAUAAAUCUUUUUAAUAACAUGUAUGGAAUGUGAAUCAAACCCAUGUUUGAGUAGAAAUUAAGAUAUCUGAUGCAAAUUCUUCCUUUCUUAA